AUGGCAGACGAUCGAGGGCUCAAUGGUGAUAGCCAAGGUCACAGAAUGAGUUCUAAAGGGGGUAGCGAAAAGAUAAUGUUGGCAAAUCUUGAGAUUGGUAGCACGAUCUCGCAAGUUUUGGCUAUCAUGUUAGAUCGUCAUGGUCUACCGCUUGUCCUUCAGCCGAGUCUUUUAAUGUCUAAGAAUCGUUUCAAAUUCGGAAUAUAUUCAACCUUCCAGACACUAGGUUUUCCUGGUUCCGUUUAG
Botrytis byssoidea is the source of this 246-nucleotide messenger RNA. RefSeq lists its product as uncharacterized. Lineage: Eukaryota; Fungi; Ascomycota; Leotiomycetes; Helotiales; Sclerotiniaceae. The record is from RefSeq and is a predicted model, not a curated record. The transcript has a single exon. Bases 1 to 246 code for a protein of 81 amino acids.